CUCUAGCGGUGAUUCAAUUUUCUGCCGGUGCAGGUGAUUCCGGUCUCGGACCGGCAAAGGGAAUUCUUGCAAAAUGUCGGUUGCCAUGAACAAAUCCGCUCUUUUCGUCUGCCUUGGUAACAUCUGUCGGUCCACGAUGGCCGAGUCUAUGAUGAAUCACAUGCUGAAGGACCAAGGGGUGGCCGAUGAGUGGACCGUGGACAGCGCCGCGACGUCCACCUACGAGAUCGGCAAUGAGCCGGACGACAGAGGUAUUGAUGUGCUAAAAAAGAAAAGCAUUGAACCAACCAGACAUCACGCAAGACAGAUCACUAAGCAAGACUACGAGAAGUUUCACUACAUAUUUGGAUUUGACGAGGAUAAUCUCAGGGAAUUAAAGCGAAAAAAACCAGCGUCGAGCACCAGUCUAGUACGACUUUUGGGGGAUCUGGAUCCAAAGGGAGAACGCAUCAUACACGAUCCGUAUUAUUUGGAUAAGCAAGCCUUUGAGAAAGUCUUUGCUCAGAACCAGAGGUGUCUGGAGAUAUUUCUGAAGGAAGUGUUGGGGGAAUAGCUGGACAUAGAGUAUUGCCAACUGCAGUGAACUGUUUUAUCAGAGCAGCAGUCAAGUCCAUCACAAGUCAAUCCCAAGUCCUUCAUCUGUCAAAUCAUUGUCAAAUAUGCUCUGUGUUGGGAG
This is a messenger RNA of Patiria miniata (bat star), 676 nucleotides long. Its product is annotated as low molecular weight phosphotyrosine protein phosphatase-like. Gene Ontology annotation, biological process: protein dephosphorylation. Gene Ontology annotation, cellular component: cytoplasm. Bases 74 to 553 code for a protein of 159 amino acids. The transcript has 5 exons. NCBI's taxonomy places the organism in Eukaryota, Metazoa, Echinodermata, Asteroidea, Valvatida, Asterinidae. Gene Ontology annotation, molecular function: non-membrane spanning protein tyrosine phosphatase activity; acid phosphatase activity. The record is from RefSeq and is a predicted model, not a curated record.